AUGGCGCUGCUGCGUGAGAAGGGCGCCGACCUCGAUGCCGUCGACCCGAGGGGCUGGGCGCCGCUGCACUUCGCUGCCGAGCAGAAACUGAAGAAUUCGGCCAUCUGGCUCCGCAAGAACGGCGCCAACCUGAAUGCUAGGAACAAGGACGGCAAGACGCCCUUGGACGUCGCCAAGGCAAAGGCAGGAAAGGAUGUCGACGAGAAGGAAUGGGCCGUCGUCGUCCAGGGGGGGAACAUUGCAUUGACCAAUGUCUCGUCUGUAGAAGAUCCAUAG
This is a messenger RNA of Lasiosphaeria miniovina, 276 nucleotides long. RefSeq lists its product as uncharacterized. Gene Ontology annotation, cellular component: nucleus. The transcript is spliced from 2 exons. Gene Ontology annotation, biological process: positive regulation of transcription by RNA polymerase II. Gene Ontology annotation, molecular function: protein binding; transcription cis-regulatory region binding. The record is from RefSeq and is a predicted model, not a curated record. The coding region runs from base 1 to 276 and encodes 91 amino acids. NCBI's taxonomy places the organism in Eukaryota, Fungi, Ascomycota, Sordariomycetes, Sordariales, Lasiosphaeriaceae.